GGCGCAUACGUCAGGCAGAUAUGGCGGAGGGUGGCUCUGCUGAGGGGGAGCUGGAGCCGCUGCGGCUGCGGCGGCUCCGGGGCGAGGGGUUCUUCGAAGUGCCGGCGGCUGACCGGCUGGGAAGAUGCAGGAGCGUGAAGGAGUUUGAGAAGCUGAAUCGGAUUGGAGAGGGCACCUACGGCAUAGUGUACCGGGCCCGGGACACAGUGACAGAUGAGACUGUAGCAUUGAAGAAGGUGCGGAUGGACAAUGAGAAAGAUGGAAUGCCCAUCAGCAGCCUGCGGGAGAUCACCCUGCUCCUGGAGCUUCGGCACCCCAAUAUCGUGGAGCUGAAGGAUGUGGUUGUAGGGAACCAUCUGGAGAGUAUUUUCCUGGUGAUGGGCUACUGCGAGCAGGACCUAGCUAGCCUUCUCGAGAACAUGCAGACACCUUUUUCAGAGGCUCAGGUGAAGUGUAUCAUCUUGCAAGUCCUCAAAGGCCUGCAGUACCUUCAUGAGAAGUACAUCAUCCACAGGGACCUGAAGGUGUCCAACCUGCUCAUGACUGACAAAGGCUGCGUGAAGAUAGCUGAUUUUGGACUGGCACGCUCUUACGGGAUGCCACCGAAGCCAAUGACCCCCAAAGUCGUCACGCUGUGGUACCGAGCGCCCGAGCUGCUGCUGGGGAUGACAACCCAGACCACCAGCAUCGACAUGUGGGCCAUGGGCUGCAUCCUCGCCGAGCUGCUGGCCCACAAGCCACUGCUGCCUGGCACCUCUGAGAUCCACCAGAUAGACCUUAUUGUGCAGCUCCUGGGGACACCCAACGAAAACAUCUGGCCGGGUUUCUCCAAGCUGCCCCUGGUGAGUCAGUACACCCUGCGGAAGCAGCCCUACAACAACCUCAAGCACAAGUUCCCCUGGCUGUCAGAGGCUGGUCUGCGGCUGCUCAACUUCCUCUUCAUGUACGAUCCCAAGAAGCGGGCGACGGCAAAAGACUGCCUGGAAAGCUCCUACUUCAAGGAGAAGCCCCUGCCCUGCGAGCCGGAGCUCAUGCCCACCUUCCCCCACCACCGCAACAAGCGGGCGGCCACCAGCAGCGCAGGGACGGAGAGCCAGGCGAAGCGCAGCAAGCCCUGAGCCCCGGCCCAGGGGAGGAGGCACGACGCAGCCAGCUAGGCUGGCUCUUACAGAACAGUACCAGCGCCCCGGGCUCCAUCCCCUCCUGCCAUGGCUCCCAAAUUUACUUCCCCUCCCCAUACCGGUGUGGGGAUGUCCCGGCUGUAGCAGGGGAGCGCUACAACUGCCCCCCCGUACACAUCUUCUGCCCCAGAGCUGGGCAGGCUCCAGUGUGGGGCUGGGUGGGGGCAGCACCAGGGGCAGGAGAGAGGAGAGAUGGGAUCCCCCAGGAGAAGCUGGGGUGCUGGCACAACCAGCCGUGUCUUAGGGGGGACAACUCUUGGAGGGUGCUGGCUGUGUGGGGUAACCCCGACUUUGUUGUCAAUAAAAUCAUCUGCCAGCAGCAGCA
Messenger RNA from Calidris pugnax (ruff), 1506 nucleotides. RefSeq names its product cyclin-dependent kinase 10 (gene CDK10). The record is from RefSeq and is a predicted model, not a curated record. Gene Ontology annotation, cellular component: nucleus. Gene Ontology annotation, molecular function: cyclin-dependent protein serine/threonine kinase activity; ATP binding. Bases 21 to 1118 code for a protein of 365 amino acids. The transcript has 13 exons. NCBI's taxonomy places the organism in Eukaryota, Metazoa, Chordata, Aves, Charadriiformes, Scolopacidae. Gene Ontology annotation, biological process: protein phosphorylation; regulation of mitotic cell cycle.